Molecule: messenger RNA, 963 nt
Organism: Colletotrichum destructivum
Lineage: Eukaryota; Fungi; Ascomycota; Sordariomycetes; Glomerellales; Glomerellaceae
Product: Putative intradiol ring-cleavage dioxygenase, core
Exons: 2
Coding region: 1-963 (320 amino acids)
Molecular function (GO): oxidoreductase activity, acting on single donors with incorporation of molecular oxygen, incorporation of two atoms of oxygen; iron ion binding
Source: RefSeq, a predicted model, not a curated record
AUGCAGUUCCAGCUCUUUACCCUCGCCGCCGCCGCCCUUCUCUCGGGCGUGGCCGUAGCUCACCCGGGACACCACGACGCCCCGAGUCACGCGGAGAUCGCCCGCCGCUCGAACCUCGCGAAGCGCUGCUCCGUCCAGGCCGGCCAGUUCGCCGAGGUUCGCAAGAAGCGCGCCGCCGAGAGGCGCUCACUCGUCAGCCGCUCGCUCCCUCCCGUCCGGCGCGACACGAACGUCACCAUACACACCGAGGGCCCUCACUACAGCACCAUCCAGAACGACACGUGCGUCCUGACCCCCGAGGUCACCAAGGGCCCCUACGUCUGGCCGCGCUCGCAGACGCUACGCCAGGACAUGAGCGAGGACCAGGUCGGCGUCCCGCUGUACCUGGACAUUGGCGUCCUCAACGUCAACACGUGCGAGGUUAUGCCUGACGUCCUGGUCGACCUGUGGCACUGCAAUGCCACCGGAUCCUACAGCUCCUUCACGCACCACAACCCCGACACCCCCUUCGAGGAGCUCCUCGAACAGCUCAACGUUACCAUUGGCCCGGACCUGGACCUCCACACCGACGACACCACCUGGCUGCGCGGCAUCUGGCCCACGGACGCCAACGGCAUCAUGGAGAUGAAGACCGUCUUCCCCGGCUUCUACGUCGAGCGCACCAUCCACAUCCACGCACAGGUCCACACCGACUGGUCCGUCCGCAGCAACGGCACCGUCGUCGCCUCCAACGUCGUCAGCACCGGCCAGCUCUUCUUCGACGAGGACCUCAGCCGGCAGAUCAUGGCGCUCGAGCCCUACGUCGGCCACACCGAGAUCAACCGCACCACCAACGAUGUCGACACCAUCUUCGCCGACGAGUCCGCGGGCAACUGGAACCCCAACAUGGUCGUCGAGCCCCUCGACGGCGAGGACGUCACCAAGGGGAUGCUGGCUUACAUCACCAUUGGCGUUGAGGCGUAG